CAGAAGUGUCAGUGAGUUUGCGAGGCUGCGCUUCCAGUUCUACCGAGAGUCCUAGAAGUGAGGCUGCAGGUGGGGAAUCUCAUCAUUAGGUUGUGACCAAGUGAUUCGAUCCUCUAGGCAGCUUUUGAAGUCAAUCCGACCAAGUGUAAAGCACGGAUCUGGCACCUCGUACAGGUACAGAGUCCAUCAUGAACGACCUGAGCAUCGGCAACAAGAAGGGCAGCGACUGCUGCAUCUCCCGCCUCCUAAGUGUGGUGGAGAGUGAGCUCCAAGCAGGACGAGAGAAAGGGGACCCCACUGAGAAGCAACUCAAAGUCAGUUUGGAAGACGCCGAGCUCUGGAGAAAAUUCAAGGAGGUCACCAAUGAAAUGAUCGUUACCAAAAACGGAAGACGGAUGUUUCCAGUGUUGAAGAUCAGCGUUUCAGGCCUUGACCCUAAUGCCAUGUAUUCUUUCCUCCUGGACUUUGCACCAGCAGACAGCCAUCGCUGGAAGUAUGUCAAUGGGGAAUGGGUCCCAGCUGGCAAACCUGAUCCUCAGACUCACAGCUGUGUCUAUAUCCACCCUGAUUCCCCCAACUUUGGAGCCCACUGGAUGAAAGCACCAGUGUCAUUCAGCAAAGUCAAGCUAACAAACAAGCUCAAUGGAGGAGGACAGAUCAUGCUGAAUUCCCUGCAUAAAUAUGAGCCUCAGAUCCACAUUGUGAGAGUUGGAGGAAGUCAUAAAAUGGUCACCAACCUGUCAUUUCCAGAAACCCAGUUUAUUGCAGUCACAGCAUACCAAAAUGAAGAGAUUACAGCCCUGAAGAUCAAGUAUAAUCCUUUUGCAAAAGCAUUCCUGGAUGCAAAAGAAAGAAAUCAUCCCAAAGACAUCUUGGAAACCCCUACUGACAAUCAGCACAUGGGCAUUUCCCAUUUAGGUGGUUGGCUGAUCUCCAACUCUGACGCUUUGUGUGCUCCUGGAAGCCCUGGAUACCAGUAUAGCAGUCCCCUGACACUGCCAUCCAGGCACUCUCACCACAGCUAUGAACGGUACCCACCGCUGCGCACCCAUCGCUCUGGCCCCUAUCCAACAUCCUAUAUCCACCACAACCACUCCCCAGCACUGACACUGACAGAAUCCACCUCAAACAGCCUACAAGUUUUCACUGGGCAUGACAACUGGACGACCCUGACACCCCCUCCUCAUGCCAGUAUGUUACCAGUCACACCUAGUGCUAGUGGAGGCUCAAACAGCAGCCAGUAUCCAUGCCUCUGGACAGUCAGCAACUGCACAGUGAAUGGCUCUAAUUCAGCUAGCACCCUGGCCGGGUGUUCUCAGAACCAGAUGCUACGUGGCUCAGGAAGCCCCACUUCCUCAACCUCAUCCAUUGUUCUCCAGGGAUCCAAUACAGCUGCCUUGGAAGCACCAGAAGAGCACUCUCAUAUUAGACUGGCCAGUUCCACUUGGACUUCUGUACCUUCCCACUCAUUUUGAAAGGCAGGGCAUUCCAAAUGGGGGAAAAGUUUCAGUGGCAACCAGGGAGAGGAUAAGCCCUUUUGUUUGGCUGCACACUGGUAGCCAUAGAGAACAAGAGACAGAUGUGAUGGGGCGGUGUUCAUUUUUCUUUCUAGUUGUUAACUAUUUUGAGUGAUUGUUAGACUACCAGCUGUCACCAUUUUACAAAAUUCCUUUUCUGGUAUAAAUACUUGGUACAGAUUGGUGUUAAAUUUUGCAAAGAUGUUCAUGGGGAAACAACAUUCCCUUCUGGAGCAAUGUAUCUAUGAGAGCAUAAUGAAUCAGUGGAUGUAGCUGUACUUGAUACCUACCUAAGUAUUCCAUUGAUCCAUAGUGUAUGUUGACCAGCUUGAGAAUGCUUCACGAUGGAGUGUUUGUAAAGGAAAUGGCUCAAAGCAAGUACGUCUGAACCUUUGUCACUGAGAGAAAUGAUAAAACUGUCCAGAUGAUUCAACCACUCUGGUCAGGGAAUUCUACCUUCCACACAAGGCAUUGAGGUGCAUUCCUGGCACCGCACACUUUCAGCAUCAUGGUUUAGCUGGCUAAUUGCAGAGAGCUGAGAUCUUUGUGUAUGCUCCAUGGAGGACAGUGAGCAAUGAGGCCUGGGAAUGAAGCUGAAAACAAUUGAUUGAACUGCAAUUAUCUUCAAGCAGCUUCUCCCAAUAUUUAUGCUUUGACUCCUUCAGGCUUUACCUUUGGUGAAAGACAAAUCCAGACAAAGAGAGAUCUGCGGCACACUUCUUUUAUGGGAUUGUUCUCCCCCUCCAAGUGCCUCUGUAACUGUAUGAAGACAUUCCCAACACUGUGUCAUGCUAAAUGGUAUAUGAAGUACAUACAUGGUUACCAACUUGCAGGUGCCUGGUCUCUCGUCUAGUGUUGUUUCCUUUCUGUGUGCACGCACGCUUGCUCUAGUUUCCUCAGCAACUUCCCUUUUUUUUUUAGCUCCUGCCCUAAAAGCAAUGUGAAUAAAUGUGUUCUUUUCCUUAAAUUUGACAGUAAUAUGGAUUUUGCUAUGUGGUUUCUGUACAAGUAUGAAUAUUGAAAAUUUUAUUUGUGCUUUUGAACUGUAUUUGCUACAGAGAACAGUGAGUUUUAUUAAAAAGCAAUAAAUGGGUCAUAGGAAAUGUGUUACCUCUUCAUGUACUUUCUUGAAGUGAGAGACAUUUUUUUCAGCAGUUCUUGCUUUUAAAACAGGAUGCUGGGGAGU
Erpetoichthys calabaricus (reedfish) is the source of this 2703-nucleotide messenger RNA. RefSeq names its product T-box transcription factor 19 (gene tbx19). Gene Ontology annotation, molecular function: RNA polymerase II cis-regulatory region sequence-specific DNA binding; DNA-binding transcription factor activity, RNA polymerase II-specific. Gene Ontology annotation, cellular component: nucleus. The record is from RefSeq and is a predicted model, not a curated record. The transcript is spliced from 8 exons. Gene Ontology annotation, biological process: mesoderm formation; cell fate specification; heart morphogenesis. Lineage: Eukaryota; Metazoa; Chordata; Cladistia; Polypteriformes; Polypteridae. The coding region runs from base 189 to 1475 and encodes 428 amino acids.